Erpetoichthys calabaricus (reedfish) is the source of this 1694-nucleotide messenger RNA. Its product is annotated as galactose-3-O-sulfotransferase 2-like. Gene Ontology annotation, molecular function: galactosylceramide sulfotransferase activity. The coding region runs from base 1 to 1653 and encodes 550 amino acids. Gene Ontology annotation, cellular component: membrane. The transcript has 7 exons. Gene Ontology annotation, biological process: glycolipid biosynthetic process. The record is from RefSeq and is a predicted model, not a curated record. NCBI's taxonomy places the organism in Eukaryota, Metazoa, Chordata, Cladistia, Polypteriformes, Polypteridae.
AUGAACUUCAGUUUUCCUGAAGAAUUCGCAAGUGGUGGGCCCACAAGAGAGUGGAACCACGUUCCUCCUUCGGGCUUAGACCAGCUGGGCCCCGUGGUCAAAGGUUCAGCCACCUGGCGCUCGCCAGCGAGCCUUUCCCCCGGGCCUGGCUACAGGCUCUACCAGGAGCAUGUAGCUCCCGACAACAUAGCUCCAAGGAUCACUAGACCGCACAAGCCCUUCUACCACAGCAAGGCCUCGAUCCAAGAAGGAAAGAUGAGAGUCUGGAUCUGUUGCAAGAUGAAGGUGAAGAAGAUCUCCACCACCUUCUUCACUGGGAUUAUCAUUAUGUCUCUCUUAUUCCUGGCUGUCGGCUUUCACUCCAAGUACCAGGCUCAGACAAAUUUCGACCAAUGGCUCCACAACAGGCUCGGGUUUGGUCCCCACCCAUCCCAGAGAAACAUAAGAGUCUGGUUCUGCUGCACGGUGAAGGUGAAGAUCUCCACCAUCUCAUUCACGGCGUUUAUCACUCUGUGUCUCUUAUUACUGGCUGUCAACUUUCACACCAGCUCAAACGUUAGUCAACACCAGGAAGACUCAGAAGUUCAUUCUCUACAGAGGAGGAAAUUAGUUUCAGGGCAUUCUCCUCGGCUCUGUACACUCAAAACAAAUGUGAUGUUCCUGAAGACCCACAAAACGGCCAGCUGCACCAUCAUGAACCUGCUCUACCGCUUUGGGGAAAAACACAACCUGACUUUUGCCCUACCAAAGGGUUACCAUUUUGACUAUCCCAACUUUUUCAACUCACGCAGCGUAAAGGGCUUCUUGGGGCAGAGUGGACAACACUACAAUAUGAUGUGCAGCCAUAUGAGGUUCAACCAACCGGAGGUCCAGAGAGUGAUGCCGGCAGACACCUUCUACAUUUCUAUUCUGCGUCACCCAGUCAGUUUGGCCGAGUCCUCAUUCAACUACUUUCACUCUUUGGCACCAGCCUUUAAACACUCUCCCACUUUUGAAGACUUUAUUGCUAAUCCCUGGAAGUACUACAUACCAUACCUGCGCUUUAACCACUUGGCUCGAAAUAUGCUUUGGUUUGACUUAGGCUUUGACCACAAUGCUGAAUUCUCACUGCAGUCUGCCCAGUCCGUGGUGGCAGAAAUCCAGCAGACUUUCCAUUUCAUCCUAUUAGCCGACUACUUUGAUCAAUCAAUGGUCCUCCUUCGGGAUGCCCUCUGUUGGUCACUGGAUGAUGUUGUCACCUUUAGGCACAAUGCUCGCACUAAUGCGAAACCAAAGUGCCUGUCCCCAGCACAGGAGGAGCAAUUAAAGAAGUGGAAUGCUCUAGACUGGUAUUUAUACCAAAGUUUCAAUAAAACUUUCUGGGAGAAGGUGGAGAGGUUUGGAAAACGUAGAAUGGAUAAGGAAGUGGCCAUCCUUCAGGCCCGCCGUGAAGAACUUCAGAAUCUCUGUCUGUUGAAAGAAGGGAAACCACCAGAGGUAAAGCCGAGUCUUGGUCAAGGUGUUGAACGAUGCCAAACUGGCCAUGUCACAAUGAUGAAACACACUUUGAACUCAAACCUGAGCAUUUCAGACAAAGAACUCUGCUCACGAAUGAUCAGGGAAGAAUAUGAGUAUACAGACUUGAUGCGCAAGAAACAGUUUCCGAAGACAUAAACUUUGCCACAGCAAACUGCAGCUAAAGGGAUCAGAAGGGU